AUGAAUGUUGAUCCGUGGUCACGUCCGAAUUUCCAACUUUGGAGUGUAAGUGCCGAACCACCAAGAAACACACCAGGGGUUGAAUACGGGAAGGAAAAUGAGAAAAGAUUCACCAUUCGCAUUGAUCAUGGUGGGUUCUUUACAGACUACCCAGGUAAGACAUAUCAUCAGACAAAGGUUCACUUUAUUUCUCAUGUGAACAUCGAUUUGAUAAACAUGGAGAUGCUUGGCCGUUUUUCUAGAAGCCUUGGGCCUGUGUUUGUUCCAAACCAUUUCCCACAUUUUUUGAUGAACUCACCAGCCAAACGUGUUGAGAAGCGUAUUCACAUGUUUAUAAUAGAACAUCCAAUGGAAUCGGUUAAUGAUGGAAUAGCAUACAUCAAUCAUAUGCUAAACAUGACAAUUCCAAAAGAAAAAAUGGAGGAUGCUAUGGACAUGGCAAAAGAAAAUGUCAUAGCAUGGAAAGACAUAGCCUAG
This is a messenger RNA of Lactuca saligna, 477 nucleotides long. Lineage: Eukaryota; Viridiplantae; Streptophyta; Magnoliopsida; Asterales; Asteraceae. The record is from the annotation of a GenBank genome assembly.